Molecule: messenger RNA, 3344 nt
Organism: Folsomia candida
Lineage: Eukaryota; Metazoa; Arthropoda; Collembola; Entomobryomorpha; Isotomidae
Exons: 8
Coding region: 871-1875 (334 amino acids)
Cellular component (GO): membrane
Source: RefSeq, a predicted model, not a curated record
CGUGGUAUGCUGUCGUCCCAUCUACUGCUUUCUCCUCUUUUGUACGAUACGAUAGUCGACUCUUUUGGGAUGGUUGUUCUUCAGUUGGCAACUUUUCAGUCCAUGCCCGGUCGGUAGUCGUAGUCAGUCUGCUUCUGGAUAGUCAAGCUACUUUCUCUCUCUCUCACUUGUUUAUAAAAGUGGCAGGCUGAUUCGGAAAUGCGGGUAGUAGUCAGCCAUCCAAGUGGGAUAUUCUUUCUCUCUCCACCUCACAUCUGAUAACCGGACUCUCUCUUCUCUCGUUCAUUCAUAUCUUUCUCUCUCCUCAGUCUCUCUGUCUUCUUUAUUUCCCCGUUUUUGGUGAAAGUAGAAAAUAAUUAUUUUUUCGAGAGAGCAAAACAACAAACCCUGGACCACCUCGAGGGCAGGUGGGUGGGUGGAUGGUCGAUCUAAUUAAGAAUCAACCACUUUAAAUAUAUCAGCAUCCUCCUCUUGAAAUAUUUACAUAGGGAAACUUUUGUGACGACGUACAUACAAUCCGAUUUUUCCAUCCAAGUUUUAAUCACUGAUUUGAUCUCUUGGCCAAAUUUUAUACAAAAGUUUGUCUUUCCUUGAAUGACUGCGAAGAAGAAGAAGUAGAUAAAAUUUGACAUCGACACAAACGCGGAGAAAGCAGCAGAAGUACCAAGCAAAGCAAACCACGACCAAACCAACCAGAGAAUCUCCGGCGAAAAGAGUACAACUUUCUCUUCCUUCCUUUCAUGAAAUCGGACUUACAAAUCUUAUCAAAGAAAUCAUAGCAUAACGAGAAUUACAUUAGAAGAAGGACGAGCAGCGGAGAGGAAACUUGUUCUCGAAUUGGAUCAUGAAAUUCUUCUCCCCACCGGCAACAUGAGCGUUCCCGGUGGCGGUGAAAGUACUGCUACGACGGAUUUGUCCUCGUCCCCCUCAAAUCCGCCAGAAGGUCGUGGCAGCAUCCCAGGAAUAAUGCUGCCACCAUCGUCGUCCUCCACGCAGCAGUACGUCCUCCGCAGUGGGCGGUACGUGGGGCGUGGCGGGGAGGUGAAAGUGAAGAGAAAGUGCGUCGAGGUGGCCUGCCAGCCAAGCGUUGUCUUCCUCUUGGCGACGGUUUGCAUGACCGCGUUGGCCAGCGUGCUCCUUUACUACGCGCUGAACGGUCACUACUGGGAAAUGCUGAACUACGACGUUGACAAGGUGAACGAAAUCGUGGCCAAUAACAGCACCUAUCUCAGCGUGAAAUGGCUCUUUAACGACCGAGUACCCGUCAUCACGUACGAGAGUGGAUACACUACCCCCGACCCACCAAAGUAUCUCCUCCCUCUGCAUUCUGGCGUCUGGAUAUCUUGCAUUGAUCUUGAGGAGAAGGACUUCAAGGACUUGCAACAGUUGGGUUAUCAGAAGGCGAACAAGUGUGUAGAUCACUUAGAUCCGUACAAGGAUAUUCCAAAGUCGACCGAAGCACGGGCUUCCUGGCAACACAGGAUGCAGAAUUUAGCGAUUGCCUGCGCAAUGGUGUGUCUCAUCCUGCUCGGAUCGGCCAUCGUGGUCGGAUUAUUUGGCGUGUGUCGCCCCCAGAUUAGCGCUGUUCUCGUAACGGGGGUUAUCUACGUGUUAUCGGCCACUUUCGCCCUAUUCACUCUCACGAUUGUCCAUUUCAAGCACAAAAAUAGGAAUGAUUGCGAACCUCUUGACGUAUGGACAAGGCUGAUUCCGGAUUUGGCGAGCAGUAAUGAGUUCCGAUCUGCGAGACGUAUCACGCACGGGGGAAGUCUCUACUUGGGAUGGGCAGGUGCAAUUGUCUGCGUGUUGGCGUCAAUCAUGUGGAUUCUGCUGUCAAAAAUGAUGAGAUACAACCCCAUCACUUUUUCCACCUGACCUCAGCAGCAAGACUUAGGCUUUCACAUGGUCUACAUGCCAAACAAGCAACAAGAAUAAGAAGAAAAAAUAAAUGCCAAUGGAAAUGCUCAACACGUAACAACAUUCACACACCCACCCACCACACCCACACGCAUCAUCAUCGCAUGAUAAGGACGACAAUCAUCUAACUUGAGUCCCAAACAAAAAUUUAAAAUUCUUUAAAAUUGAUAUGAAUUUUUUUCCUGCCCAAAACUGACUUUCUCCAGCUGACUUUCUCCCAUUUAGUAGUCUGGAACUCUUCUUCAAGGCUGAAGAUUAUGAAAUUCGUAAAAGUAAACUAAAAUGAUUAUAUGAUUUGGUCUCAAUAUUGAUUAUUGAGAACCGUCUACUUACCAACCAACCACCAAAAAAUGUGCCAUCAUUCAUAUUACGGUAUGCAUUUUUAGGCACGCUUUUCGUGAGAUCCACGUUGUUUGUCAUAAUUUCAGCAGGACUGCUUAUCAUGUAAAAAACGGGAUAGAUCUUUCACACCACAAUCAGAAACAAAUUGACAAUCACGUCAUAAAUUGGAGAAGCAAAAAAUCAUUUCUAUAAAUCAUUGCUAUAAUUCUAUGAAAUGGUAGAAUUAUAUAAAGAAACAAUCUCAUAAUCCAAAAUCCACUUCAUUUAACUAACAACAUUGUAGAUGUCUUUACUUUUAAUUAAUUAACUAAUUAUUAUAUAGCACAUCACGAAUUAACGAAUUCGAGUAGUUCGACACUUUCCGCACCCCUGUUCCUCAUCUUAUCCUUAAAAAAAAUCAAAAUAUACUCAAGUAUCCCUCUCGACCCCUUUUCACAGCAUCAAGCAAUCCAUCACUGCUCUAUUUCCACAAGGUUUAUUGCAUUUUUGUGGUUUGUUUGUACAUCUAACGAACAUGUACUAAUAUGAAAGCCUAAGUUUUGCACAAAUCUCUAACAUAUAUUAUAAUUCAUACUAACUAUUAUACUACUGGUCAUACUCUUAAUAAUCCAUAAAUAUGUAGGUAUGUAUACACAAUCGCAACUUCAUGCCAAAUCAUACAGUAUUUAGAAAGCAGUGUACACAGGUUCAUAAAAACGACGACGGGUUUUAAUACUUACGGCCAACUGUAUACAUUUUUAAGAGGCAUAAUGUUGAUUAUUUUGAGAAUUACUUCUAGUAGAUCACCUCAUAAACUGAGAUGAUACUGAAAGAAUGUGAUGAUUAAACAGUAUUAUAUUUAUUAGUAUGCAUCCAAUUUGAAAUAGAAAUAGUACAUUACAGCAUUUUUUAUGUAGGAGAGCUACUUCUUUAAAUUUUAUUUAGGUCAGUGUUUUAUUACUAUUAAUCGCUCAACAUAUUAUUAUGUAAUAUCUGCUAUUUGCCGAGAGCUUAUAAUGGUUGAUUUAUAAAAGUAGAACCAUUCUAACAAGGACAAAUCGUCAGAUGGUAUUGCGUAUUAUAAACAUACAUACAUAGGAUUUAAA